UAAAAGAAAUCUGAGGCAAGAAGCGGGGCUUCGGGGUGUGUUUGAGAUGAAGUUUGCGGAUUGGUACCUGAAGAUCGCGGCGGUAUCGGCGGUGUGUGGAGCCGCGAUGGAGCUCUUCAUGAUCCACACCGGCUUCUAUGAUAAGGUAACUGUUCUGGAGUCAGAAAAGCGAGCAUGGGAGAGCUCUCGAGAAGCUCAAGCUAUCAAAGAAGCCCUUAAUCCAUGGAGAAAGAUAGAUGAAGAAGCCAAAAAACCCUCAUAAUGUAACAAAUGUCAAAGGUGUGGCCCCAUCAAUUGACCUCAUCCCUUAGGUUGAGCAGUUCCAAAUAGAGAUUUGUUUGUCUGGAAUACAGAUUUCGCAUCGGCUAAUUUGGUUUGUAUUUCUCAAGAACCAGCUUAUUAGAUAAAAACAACAUUAAAGAAUAAUUAAAGUUUUCGAUUCAAAGGGUCAAUCUUUAUUGAAACUUCCAUUUGAGCAUGUUUUUGCCCUACAGAGUUUAGCUCUGAAAAUUACUUAGCAGAUUCAAAACAUAGAUGUAUCUAUGACAUAGGGAUGCACAACCCAAUUAUGUAUCUGAGGACAUCUUGCAUGUUGAAGAUAUGAUCUCGUUGAACUGAGUUUCAUUUUUCA
This is a messenger RNA of Phoenix dactylifera (date palm), 631 nucleotides long. RefSeq lists its product as uncharacterized. The record is from RefSeq and is a predicted model, not a curated record. Lineage: Eukaryota; Viridiplantae; Streptophyta; Magnoliopsida; Arecales; Arecaceae.